CGCAGUUUAAACUGGUAAAAUUUCUGUGGCAACAGAUUCCAUCAUGUGUCUUAAUCCGACAUCGGAUACCAGCGGCAUCAAAACCAUCACUGGCAGCACGAAACACCGUGGCGGUGUUGGAGAGCUCGCAGAUCGCAUGAAACACAUGUUGGCCAGCGGAGAGUUCACUGAUGUGCAGUUCGUCGUGGGACGCCAAUUUGGCCAAGAUAAAGUGUUCUCUGCACACAAGAGUAUUUUGUGUAACAGCAGCAAGGUGUUCUACAGCAUGAUUUGUAACAGCGUGGCUGAAUCGUGUCCGUUGGUUAUUCACUUUCCUGACAUUCCUUCCGACGCGUUCGCCAACCUGCUCAGUUAUGUUUACACUGAUUCGGUGGAAGGCAUCAACGAGACAAACAUCUUUCCAACGCUGCACUGUGCUGACAAGUUCGGUUUGCCUUUAUUGGUGGAUGCCUGCUGCGAGUGCAUCAUCGGCUGCGUUACUAAGGAAAACUGCCUAACUAUGCUGGAAAAUGUCAACCGUUGGUGCCCGGACUUGGACAACAUUGUGGACAAGUGUAUGGACAUUGUCGAUGAAUUUGCCGACGCUAUAUUGCGCUCGGAGCAGUUCAACAGCAUUGGUCAUGACAGCCUGCUGAUGAUUCUCCAGCGUAACUCUUUGUCUGUUGAUGAGAAUGUCGUUUACGUGGCUGUAGAAAAUUGGUCGAUGGAGGCUUGUGAGAAGCGCAGCCUGGAACAGUCCACCGCCAACCGUCGCGAAAUGUUGGGAGCCGCGCUCUUCCUUGUCCGCUUCCCUUUACUCAACGACAUUGAACUCGCUGUUGGCCCUGUUCAGAGUGCUUUACUGCUUUCGACGGAGCUGCGUGACCUGUUCCUCUAUAAGCACGCUCCGGAAAAGCCGGCCCUCCCGUUCUCGACGGAGCCGCGCCGCUACAUCCAGCACAACUUCGACCUGGAUGCGUAUAAGAACCGCGAAGCUGUGUUCGCGCAACACGCGACGAUGUGGUGCGGAAAAGGGCAUGCGUUCAAAUCGAUGAGGACGAUCGUCCGUGCGACCGAUAUUCUUCAGCGCGGCCAGCGGGUGCACUGCUUGCGGGGCGGGGCUACGUACUGUAUGCGGCGCGGAGGAAAGCACGUGGUGGAGAUCGACAGCCAGGAAGUAGCGGUUGAUUUUGAGGAUCUGACGGUGCCGUGGAAAGUCUGGCUACACUGGAAAGUUAAGGAAAUCGCGCAACUGUGA
Messenger RNA from Paramacrobiotus metropolitanus, 1237 nucleotides. Its product is annotated as BTB/POZ domain-containing protein 6-like. The transcript has 6 exons. The record is from RefSeq and is a predicted model, not a curated record. Gene Ontology annotation, molecular function: protein binding. The coding region runs from base 44 to 1237 and encodes 397 amino acids. NCBI's taxonomy places the organism in Eukaryota, Metazoa, Tardigrada, Eutardigrada, Parachela, Macrobiotidae.